This is a messenger RNA of Tigriopus californicus, 2268 nucleotides long. Its product is annotated as allatostatin-A receptor-like. Gene Ontology annotation, molecular function: neuropeptide Y receptor activity. NCBI's taxonomy places the organism in Eukaryota, Metazoa, Arthropoda, Copepoda, Harpacticoida, Harpacticidae. Gene Ontology annotation, biological process: G protein-coupled receptor signaling pathway. Bases 517 to 2106 code for a protein of 529 amino acids. Gene Ontology annotation, cellular component: membrane. The record is from RefSeq and is a predicted model, not a curated record. The transcript is spliced from 5 exons.
UCGUGGCACACGGGAACGAUUCACUCCCCGUCGGUUGCUCCUCACCUUGUGCUACUAAGUAGACAGAGUGUAAGCAUUCUUGCCCGUUGGACAUCUUUUAAUCACUCUGUGGUGGUUAGUUCCACGAUCCUCGACCACGAGGUCAUGUAGAAGGUCGUUUGGACAGUGAGGGGGCGGUACCGAAAAGGAGCCAAUAUUGACGCUCAACUCACUCAAAGAGAGCAGAGUACACUACGUAAGGUGGUAUUUGCUCAAUGGGAUCUCGUGGCACCAGAUAGGUACUUUUUCAGUAGUACUGACUCUUGAGCGAGCGAGCACGUGCCAAGUGAUGGUUUUGGUCCCAAGUUAUGGAUCCACAGCCGGCAGUGUUCCUGAUAUGAUGAUGGUUUAAGGCCGAAAACAAUAAUGACCUUGGUAAUCUAAUGACACCUUUCCCCAUGUUAUUAUCAUCGUCCUCAUCGUAAUCGCAUUGACUAUCAUUCGGUUCAAGAGAAGGUUACUAAUCAAUCAAGGACCAUGAGUAAUGCUCUCGCCGACCUUCAACAACAAGAAGGACUCCUCCCAGACCAAUCCUGGAUGAAUGAGAGCGCCCUCGUGAUCAUAGACGAUGAAUUGGAAAUCGUUCUCAGCAACGAUUCCAAACCAAAUUUGGAGAGCGGAGCGAUGUCCUCUCACAAUAUGAUCACUAUCCUCACGACCGUUUUGGUUCCAUUGGUAUUCGGAAUCAUCGUCGUAGUGGGGAUCAUUGGCAAUGCUUUGGUGAUGAUUGUGGUGGCGACCAACCAACAAAUGAGGAAUACCACCAACGUCCUGAUCCUCAAUCUGGCCAUGGCCGAUCUGUUGUUCAUAGUACUUUGUGUUCCCUUUACCGCCACGGAUUACGUACUGAACCACUGGCCUUUUGGCUUGACUUGGUGCCAAGCUGUUCAAUAUCUGAUCUACGUGACCUCCUACGUCAGCAUUUACACAUUGAUCCUCAUGUCCUUUGAUCGAUUUCUCGCCGUGGUCUUUCCGGUGGCCUCUUUGCCCUACCGUACGGUUCGAAAUUCUGCUUUGGCCUUGGUGAUCCUGUGGACCCUUAUAGGAAUUACGUCGAUUCCAAUUUGGUUCACGCAUCACCUUCAGGAUAAACGACCUGCUCCGGCCAAUCGAACGGGAACGGGAAAUAUCAGUGUCAUCACCCUGAGCGACGGCUUAAAGGGAGAGCAAUGGUGUCGAUUCGAAGACGGGAAAUACUCGAGCUCCGGGUUCCAUGUGGCCUUCUUCAUCUCGGGUUAUGCCAUUCCACUGACCUUGAUUAUCCUCAUGUACCUGAAGAUGUUGAGCCGACUGUGGCACCCUGUUGGGCAUCAAAUCUCACAGGACUCCCUGAGGAACAAGCGGAGGGUGACCAAAUUGGUUUUGGUGGUGAUUGUCGUGUUUGCAGUGUGUUGGGCUCCUAUUCAAUUUGUUCUGCUGAUGAAGGCUCUUAAGGUUUAUCAGACAAAAGGACCCGAGGAUUUCCCUCGGAUCAUAUUCCAGAUAUUUGCUCAUAUCUUGGCUUAUGUCAACAGUUGCGUCAAUCCCAUACUGUAUGCUUUCCUAUCCGACAACUUUCGACGUGCAUUCCAUCAGUUCCUGCCCGAUUGCUGCCACAAGGUCAUGGGUGGAUCUCGAGGUCGUCCCGCCCUUCAGUACGAGCUGACCACUCUGCGCGCGGAUCGAAGGAACAGCAGCAACUUGAAGCGUUAUGGAAAGCGUGGCAAGUUGGUCAAACACGGAGCCACACCUUCGAACCUUUCGGUCGCCUCAUUAGAACAAUUGGAGACGAACAAUGGCCACAUUCCUUUGGGCCCAACGGCCUCCGCUCCUCGAGAUCCUGUUGCUCUGCCUCUUCUGUCUCAUUUGAGUGUCAUCCACAAUGGGCAGAAUAAUUCCGAGAUGAAGGAGACAAUCAAGUCCAAUGGGAGUUUGAGCAAUCUCCAAGGCUUUCCCAAUGACGGAGUGGAGACAGGACACAUGAGCCACGAGGCCGCCGAGGCUGUGGAACAACGCUCGAGAGAGGACAACAACAAUGCAGUGAUAGAGUCCACCAAUACUGAUGGGCUCCUCUGCACCCAACUGUAGAAAGGAAAACAAAAGAUUCACUAUGAGACUGAGUUGCAGAAUGGUUGGAUGCUAUUGACGGAGACUUGAAAAAAAACUUAGGACUUCGCUUUGCCUCUCGAGGGAAAACAUAUUUUGUGCGGAUUAUUUUUUCUUUCCCGAAUUAUAACCUCUCUACGUGCA